UCCUCCUCCUCCUCUUCUUCUUCUUACUUCUUUUUCUCCUACUUCUCCUCCUCUUUCUUCUUUCUUCUCUUCUCUUUCUUCUUCUUCUUCUUCUUCUUCUUCCUCCUCCUCCAGCUCCUCCCCCACCCCCUGCCCCAUUGAUGUGUUAUUAUUGGGGGGGCUGGAGCAGUAAAAAAAGAAGAAGGAAAAAAAGAGCGGGGCUCGGCUGGGAGAGAUUGAGCGCGGGGCUGACCGGCAUCGGCGGCGAUGGAAGAACUUACGGCGUUCGUCUCUAAGUCUUUUGACCAGAAAGUGAAGGAGAAGAAGGAGGCGAUCACGUACCGAGAGGUGCUGGAGAGCGGGCCGCUGCGCGGGACCAAGGAGCCGACGGGCUGCGCCGAGCCGGGCCGCGACGACCGCAGCAGCCCGGCAGUCCGGGCGGCCGGCGGAGGCGGCGGCGGAGGAGGAGGCGGAGGCGGAGGCGGAGGAGGCGGAGGAGGUGCAGGAGGAGGAGGAGCAGGCGGAGGAGCUGGAGGAGGGCGCUCUCCCGUCCGGGAGCUGGACAUGGGCGCCGCUGAGAGAAGCAGGGAGCCGGGCAGCCCGCGGCUCACCGAGGUGUCCCCAGAGCUGAAGGAUCGCAAAGAGGAUGCAAAAGGGAUGGAGGACGAAGGCCAGACCAAAAUCAAGCAGAGGCGAAGUCGGACCAAUUUCACUUUGGAACAACUCAACGAACUGGAGAGGCUUUUUGAUGAGACCCACUACCCGGAUGCUUUCAUGCGCGAGGAACUGAGCCAACGGCUGGGGCUGUCCGAAGCCCGAGUGCAGGUUUGGUUUCAAAAUCGAAGAGCAAAAUGUAGAAAACAAGAAAAUCAACUCCAUAAAGGUGUUCUCAUAGGGGCUGCCAGCCAGUUUGAAGCUUGUAGAGUUGCGCCCUAUGUCAAUGUAGGUGCUUUAAGGAUGCCAUUUCAGCAGGAUAGUCAUUGCAACGUGACGCCCUUGUCCUUUCAGGUUCAGGCGCAGCUGCAGCUGGACAGCGCCGUGGCGCACGCGCACCACCACCUGCACCCGCACCUGGCCGCGCACGCGCCCUAUAUGAUGUUCCCGGCGCCGCCCUUCGGACUGCCGCUAGCCACGCUGGCCGCGGACUCAGCCUCCGCCGCCUCUGUGGUGGCUGCCGCCGCCGCAGCCAAGACCACCAGCAAGAACUCCAGCAUCGCCGAUCUCAGACUGAAAGCCAAAAAGCACGCUGCCGCCCUGGGUCUGUGACGCCAACGCCAGCACCAACGUCGCGCUUCCAGCGCGGCACGCACCCUGCAAAUCCUCCGUGCCCCGCUGCUUUUCCGUUUAACCCCUCCGGACCUCCGGAACCGACCCUCUUUCCGCCCCGCUGAUCGGCCUUUGCCGCCUUCCACAUCCCGGACUCGGAGGGCGAGACUUCGCGCGGGACCUUGAAUCCCACUAGGCGCACCAGCUCUGUGGCUCCUGACCAUUCACCUACCCAAGGGCGUAGAAUUCGGCUUCGUAGGGGCAAGUUUUCGGGAAGUCUGGAGAGAGACUGAACAACGGAGCGCUGGGACAGCGGAGUGUGGCUCACGGCAAAGCUGCAACGAUGGACUCUUGCGUAGAAAUAAAAAUCCUGUUAAUAAAAAAUGAGCAAAAAAAAAAAAAAAAGUAGAAAAGACAAACCAGAAAGAAAAAAGAGAAAGGGAACUUACUGCUAUUUGGCAGAAGUUGAAAUCGGAGAAAGAACCAAGGAACAAAAACAAAUUUUAAAAAUUAAAGUAUUUUAUACAUUUAAAAAUAUGGAAAAAUAACCCGGACGAAUCUCGAGAGAAUGGGGGGGGGGCAGUAUCAACUUAAAGUGUAUGUUUUUUUUAAUGGGCUAAAAAAGGCAAAACAGAAGGAAGAGGUAUACUUAUUUAAAGAAUUAAGAUUUAAAAAGUGCGCAGCUGGGAAGUUCACAGGUUUUGAAACUGACCUUUUUCUGCGAAGUUCACUUUAAUACAAGAAAUUUGAUAAGAGAGGCGGGCCUCCUUUUACGUUGAAUCAGAUGCUUUGAGUUAAAAACCACCACGUAUGGAAGAGUAAGAAGAGGGAAGACAAUAUAAAAACGAGGAGAGGAAAAAAAAUGAUAUUAAUACAAAAAAUGUUACCACAGACAGUGAUUUCUCUGAGAAAUUAUUAUGGCAGCACUGUCCAGACUGCUGACAGUAAAUUCCGGUUUUGCAUGUUACUUGUAUUCCAUUGAUGGUGUCUCCCUGCUCCCUGCUUUACUCACAUGCACUUACUCCAUUUUCAUCUUCAGUACGAAAAACAAUACCAAAAGCAUCUGGAAAUUGAUGUAUAUCAAAUCUAUAAUUUUUGCCCCAUCUUUGAUCCUGUCGGACAAAAGAAAAAGGUCGGAAGGGAAAAAGUUUACACUCUGUCCCAAGAAGACGGAGGCGGGCAGAAAAUGUGGGGAAAGGAAAAAGAAAAGAAGACCAAAUGAAGUAAUAAAGGUACAGCGCCUCACACAGCUCCUGGCACAUAGUAGGCGCUCAAUCAAUGAUAGUCCCCUCUCCUUCUCCUUUCUUGUACUCCCUCCUGCUGAUUUCCUGAUGUCCUAUCUGGGAACCUUGCUUUAUUUCCCCCUCUCUAUCCUGUCACACUCACCUUAAAUAAUACCCAACUAGAUACAGGCAGUAGGUUUGUGUAAAAUAUGUUGAUACACACGAACAAAGUUUAUUUUGGCUAUAAUGUGUGAACUGAUGGUUGACUUUCAACAUUUGCAUUUUAUCACACAAAGGUGUAUAUUCAAGUAAUUUUUUUUGUUUCAAUUCAUGUAACUAUUUAAACUGGGGUACCCUGGACUAAGCAAUCUGUAUCCCAAUCACUAGAAAGCCUCCUUAGCUUUUUUUUUUUUUUUCUAAUUUACAAGAAAGAGGAAAAGCUCUUUUAACUGAACUUUGGUAUGCGGUUGAGCUUUGUAACUAUUUGUUCUCCAUGAAAACAAAGUUAUUUAUAUUUGCCAUAUUUUUUCUAGUGUAUUAAGUUAUUUUAAGCAGAAGAAGAUGCUGUUAUUUCAUGAUGUGUUGUUGGUACAAAAUGUUUCGAUUUCACCUCUGUUAAACCUUUUAAAUAAGUGCCAAGUUAUUAAUUGAAGACACUUUGCGAUCAAUUGAAUGAAAAUAGUAUUGUUUCAUUUAAUGGGGUUCGCGUCAUCUUUGUUCCUGUUACUAUUAAACUAUCCGGGAUAGUC
Molecule: messenger RNA, 3217 nt
Organism: Mirounga angustirostris (Northern elephant seal)
Lineage: Eukaryota; Metazoa; Chordata; Mammalia; Carnivora; Phocidae
Gene: SHOX2
Product: SHOX homeobox 2
Exons: 5
Coding region: 247-1245 (332 amino acids)
Biological process (GO): regulation of transcription by RNA polymerase II
Cellular component (GO): nucleus
Molecular function (GO): DNA-binding transcription factor activity, RNA polymerase II-specific; sequence-specific double-stranded DNA binding
Source: RefSeq, a predicted model, not a curated record